AUGGCCACCCCAGCUGUGUUGACUCCGGUCAAGAGCCGCUCCUCAGUCUUCUCUUCCCGCACCGCCGGCGGUCGGAUGCCAUUGACGCCUUCUCCCCGCACCCCACGAGCUCAGACUCCUGAUGUGCAGGCACACGAGUCGAUUCAUGGCGGCAACUUCAUGUCCCGCAUCCAGCGUUCAGUGUCCAAGACGACACGUGAUUCACCAAAGUCAAACAUCGCCCGCAACUACACACCACGUCGCCUUGAGCUCGGUGUAUCGGAAUGGUCGCUGACAGGAUCGGGAUCUACCACCGCAUCAAAAACGCCAGUCAAGGCGAAGAAAGAGAAGAAAGAGAAGAAAGAUAAGAAAGACACCACUGUUCGUAGCCGCCCCACCAAGACUCGCAUUGCAUACAACGCUGCCGACCGCUUCAUUCCCAACCGGACUGCAAGCGAGGCAAUCUGCAAUGUCGGUACAGGCAAGAUCGAUCUCGAGCAGCGCCCCAAGUCAUCCAAGAGCGAGGGUUCGAAAGUUCUGGCCACCGCUGCCAGCGCUUUUGAUCUUGGCGGCCGUGGAUCAGAGGAGGAUGUCACACUUUCACUCGAGGGUCUCAGCCUGGAGGAUGAAGAGGAGGAGAGCCGUCCCCGUUCAAAGCCCGCGCCUGGCGCAGCAGCAUACCAGUCCACUCUUGCUUCAGCAUGUGGCAUCAACACAAACACCCGCAUCCUUGCGUUCAAGCCUGCGCCUCCAGAGUCGUCCAAGCCUAUCGACCUCCGCUCCCAGUACAACCGUCCUCUCAAGCCUGCAAGCAGCGUCAACGCUCAGUCUCGCCGUCGCAUUCCUUCUGCCCCUGAACGCGUCCUGGAUGCUCCUGGUCUUGUCGAUGACUACUAUCUCAACCUCCUUGACUGGUCUUCUGGCAACCAAGUCGCCAUCGGUCUUGAGCGUUCCGUCUAUGUAUGGUCUGCUGACAGCGGCUCUGUCUCUUCUCUCCUUGAAUGCCCUGCAGAUACCUACAUUUCCUCUGUGAAGUGGUCUGGUGAUGGCGCCUACGUUGGUGUUGGUCUUGGCACGGGCGAGGUCCAGAUCUGGGAUGUGGAGGAGCAGACCAAGCUCCGCAGCAUGUUCGGUCACGAGACCCGUGUCGGUGUCAUGGGCUGGAACAAGCACAUCCUCUCGACCGGUGCACGCUCUGGUCUCGUUUACAACCACGAUGUCCGCGUCGCUCAACACAAGAUUGCCGAGCUCGUUUCGCACACUGGUGAGGUCUGUGGUCUUGAGUGGCGCGCCGAUGGUGCCCAACUCGCGACCGGUGCCAAUGACAACAUGGUCAACAUCUGGGAUGCUCGCGCCCUUGCUGCUCCCAAGUUCACCAAGACCAACCACCGCGCCGCUGUCAAGGCUGUCUCAUGGUGCCCUUGGCAAUCAAACCUCCUUGCGACUGGCGGUGGUUCCAAUGAUCGUCAAAUCUACUUCUGGAACACCACCACUGGUGCCCGCAUCAACCACAUCCCCACCGACUCCCAGGUCACCAGCCUGCGAUGGAGCACACACUACAAGGAAAUUGUCAGCACUGGCGGUUUCCCAGACAACAGCUUGAGCAUUUGGAGCUACCCAACUGGCGUCAAGAACAUGGAGAUCCCCGCACACGAGUCUCGUGUUCUUCACAGCUGCCUCAGCCCCGAUGGCCAGAUGCUCGCUACCGCCGCUGCUGAUGAGUCACUCAAGUUCUGGAAGGUCUUUGAGAAGAAGGCGGGCCAGCCAUCUAUUGCCGCUGCUGGGUCUGCUUCUAUGAAGACCAGCGCCGUCAAACAGAUGACCAUCCGCUGA
This is a messenger RNA of Plenodomus lingam JN3, 1812 nucleotides long. RefSeq lists its product as uncharacterized. Gene Ontology annotation, biological process: anaphase-promoting complex-dependent catabolic process; positive regulation of anaphase-promoting complex-dependent catabolic process; positive regulation of ubiquitin protein ligase activity. Gene Ontology annotation, cellular component: anaphase-promoting complex. The record is from RefSeq and is a predicted model, not a curated record. Lineage: Eukaryota; Fungi; Ascomycota; Dothideomycetes; Pleosporales; Leptosphaeriaceae. Gene Ontology annotation, molecular function: anaphase-promoting complex binding; ubiquitin ligase activator activity; protein binding.